AUGUGUCGUGAUCAAGGACUCACAGUGUCAGGAAACAAACGUGAGCUCAUCAGCCGUCUUUUAAACGGGGAAAGCGACACAAAUUCGACAAAGAACACGAUUAAAUCUCCCGCUGCGGCACUACUUAGCGCUUGGUUCUUAGCUCCAAUAUCGUCUACGGACAUGAAAGUUGGAUCUAAGAACGAGGAAAACAUUUGCUCACGCGUACCAAGAUUUCUUGAAGCACACUCAGACUUUCGUAUUCUUCAGACGAAGUCUUAUGGUCUGCUUUGUUGCCCCGAGGAGCGCUAUUUGGCAUUUUCUCCGGAUGAUAUCGCAUUGGUAACUCGGCCCUCUAGUAAUGAUUCAUUUUUUGCUGUUCUGGAGUAUAAAACGAAGACUAGAGACAAUACGGUCGACACAGAGCGAAAUAUUGCAGUGCGAUGCGGUAAAUUCGCAACUGUAAAGCUGGAUUCCCAUUCUGAUAGUCGGUACUUGAAGACGUUGAUUCCCGACCAAGGGCACCGAUCUCAGCUGCUACACAACAUCAUUUCUGGGUCUAUGAGAGAUGGAUUCAUUGUGUAUGCGUCGUCAACAGCAAUAAUUCGUGUCGUUCACGUCGUAAUUGGUGACGAUAUUGUGGAUUCUUAUCAACUUGCUUUCUUGAAGAUCAAAGAAGCAUGCAUGGACUGGAUCUACACACCCGGUGCUCCCGUACCACCAUUUACAGCAGACGAAUUAGGACAUUGUGGAGACGUAUCAACGCUGAAGCAGCAUCUCUCGUUAUGGCGAAUAGUAGUGGCUAAAACCGAAGAACGUGGAGGCCCACUACCUGCAGCAAAACACAUAAUCCCCAGCGUGAUAGCGAUCUGGAAUCGAGUCAAAGGAGGAAUCGACGUUUAUUCUCGGUACCUGAAGAAUAUAAAGCCAUCGCACGAGCAUUUACCACCCCUCGCUGCUCUUUGGCUGCGGUUUUUGAUGACAUUAGUUUACAACGCGUUCCAGUCAGCCCAGUUACUCAGCAUAGGUGCAAGUCCUACAGCAUCUACCAACAGCACAAAAAUGAAAAUGCAUCAUUUCGAGAUUUCUGCCGAGAUGCCGCAAGCUGUUUGGGAGGAAACGCUAAUGACGACGGCAGUAUCGAUGAGCCAAGGCGGCCGCUUUCUGAGCCGCAUUCGUUUGCGUACCGGGUACGUGAUCAUUUUGACGAUGACCCCGAAUGGCGGAAGCUUCGAAACUCCAGCCGAGAGCUUCACAAUGAGAGGUUGCUGCUUUCCGGAAAACAACUUCGAUGUGUGCUGUGUUGUGAACGAGAUCAUGGUGAAGAAAACACUACCCACCAUCGGCUAGGAUACAAGACUAGAUACGAAUGCUCCUUAUGCAAGGUUGCUCUUUGUCACACGUCACGCUGGAAGAAGGAUGAAUCUUGCUUUGACAAAUUUCAUUCAU
Molecule: messenger RNA, 1428 nt
Organism: Phytophthora nicotianae INRA-310
Lineage: Eukaryota; Oomycota; Peronosporomycetes; Peronosporales; Peronosporaceae
Exons: 5
Coding region: 1-1329 (442 amino acids)
Source: RefSeq, a predicted model, not a curated record